AUGGCGGGCUUGACAUGCUUGUCUUUAAGUGGUUGUCAUCGGCUUAGAAAGCUUCCGGAAUCUAUUGGGAAAUUGAGGUCAUUGCUCCAGUUGAAUUUACUCUACACAAGAAUCAAAAAAUUACCUAAUACUAUUGGAGAUCUAAAAAGGUUGGAGGAAAUAAAUCUGAGAUUUUCUCAGAUAAGGGAGCUACCAAGCUCCAUUGGCCAACUAAAAGCAUUGCUCAACUUAAACUUGCAGCAUACAAAGAUUACAAAAUUGCCCACUUCUAUUGGAUAUCUUAAAAGGCUUGAAUGCUUAUUUAUGGCUGGGAGUAAGAUAAGAGAGUUAUCGAAGGGCAUAGGGAUGCUGGAGAAUCUUAAAGUAUUGGAUUUCCACAAUUGUAAAAAUCUCGACGGGGAGAUCCCGAGCAAGAUUGGGCGAGCAUCCUCUUUGGAGGUGUUAGACGUUGCUGGUAGGAAGGUGAGCAAAGUGCCAACCACCAUCAAUCAGUUCUAUAAUCUUAAAGAACUUCAUUUCGGAGAUUGUCAUAAGCUUGAAAGGUUGCCAGAACUUCCAGCAAGCCUAAAAGUUCUCUGUUUUGGAGCGGGGACUGUGCUCGGCACCCCAAGACAAACUCCAUCCAAGUGGAGGGAGAAGUCAGCAAAAAUGAAGGAUUGGAGUAUCACAUGGCCUCCUCAGCUUUGGGCACUUGACAUAUAUUGCGAUGAUCCCCGAUCUCUCACUGGGCUUCCUUCUAGUCUCUCUCUUUUGGAAUUGAGAGAUGUCCAGUCACCGAUAAAACAGCCACUCUUUUCCAAUUUGAAAUAUUUGAAACAUUUGUCCAAGUUAACGCUCUUCAGAUGUUGGUCGAAAGAGAUCGAGUUUGAUCGGCUGGAGAAUCUCCUUCGUUUGAAUGUGACUGAAUCUGAACCUCUAAUGAUGCUAUCAGGUCUAUCAAACUUAGGGAAGCUCAAAGAGUUGACAGUGAGGAGUUGCUCGCAGCUAAUCGAGAUUCGAGAUUUGGGAGAAGUGCAAUCGUUAAAAGAAUUAUUAAUUAGGAAAUGCAGCUCCAUAAAAUGGUUACCUGAUCUGUCGAAACUACAUAGGUUGCAGACAUUGCUCCUCUUUAAUUGUGAAUCAUUGCAAGGUUUACCUGAUGUACCAACUACAUGUCAUCCCUAUUUUCAUGGAUGCCCAAUGUUAGGCGAGUCUGGUGACGCCGGACACGAAUUACUUGCAAGGUUUGCUCAGUCGAUCAAGCUCAAAGAAUGGAAGGAAUUUGAACAAUUGGAAGGAUCAUCAUCAGUUUCAGCAGCGCGGCUCCGUCGAGUAGGUCUAUUGAUCAAUCAGAACCUUGAUCAAUCAGAACCGUAA
Molecule: messenger RNA, 1356 nt
Organism: Eucalyptus grandis
Lineage: Eukaryota; Viridiplantae; Streptophyta; Magnoliopsida; Myrtales; Myrtaceae
Product: disease resistance protein RPV1-like
Exons: 1
Coding region: 1-1356 (451 amino acids)
Molecular function (GO): protein binding
Source: RefSeq, a predicted model, not a curated record